AUGCUCAAACUGCUAAAGCAACAACUAUAUCAGGAAUGUAGAAACGAGGAGCAAUUCUGGAAAGGGAAGAGUAGAGUGGAUUGGUUAAAACAUGGGGACAAGAACACAAAGUUCUAUCAUGCAGCCACGAAGAGUAGACGAGCCCAAAACAGAAUACGGAGCUUGUUGGAUAACAUAGAGAAAGAGUGGUUUGCAGAGGAAGACCUAGGAAGGAUAGCUGAAGAGUACUUCAAGAUGCUGUUCACAUCAGAGGAUAUAGGAUACAAGCUCAGAGAAAUGGAAGAGAGACAAACAAUCAUAUCCCAUGAACAGAAUGCCACGUUAAUGGCUCCAGUCACACCGGAGGAAGUGAAAAGAGCGACUUUUGACAUCAAUCCGGGAAAGUGUCCCGGACCAGAUGGUAUGAACGGGUACUUCUUUCAACAGUUUUGGGAGAGCAUAGGAGAAAGCCUGACGAGAAUGGUGACCGAGUUCUUCAGGACAUGA
Molecule: messenger RNA, 486 nt
Organism: Microthlaspi erraticum
Lineage: Eukaryota; Viridiplantae; Streptophyta; Magnoliopsida; Brassicales; Brassicaceae
Source: the annotation of a GenBank genome assembly